AUGGAAGGCCGUCUAGGAUAUUGUGCUUAUGAAGCAUUGUUCAAAUCGCUUACAAUGCAGAUUUUGAUCAUAGGAUUUGACGUAGGAGUCAACUCUGCAGGAGCACAACUAUACACGUCGGCACUCGCUUGCCCACCAGCUGCUAUAUCUGCGACCUUUCUCCUUUUUGAAAAACUCAAUGAUGCCCUUUUAAACGAGUAA
This is a messenger RNA of Dovyalis caffra, 201 nucleotides long. NCBI's taxonomy places the organism in Eukaryota, Viridiplantae, Streptophyta, Magnoliopsida, Malpighiales, Salicaceae. The record is from the annotation of a GenBank genome assembly.